This is a messenger RNA of Miniopterus natalensis, 2475 nucleotides long. RefSeq names its product centrosomal protein 78 (gene CEP78). The record is from RefSeq and is a predicted model, not a curated record. Gene Ontology annotation, molecular function: protein binding. Gene Ontology annotation, cellular component: ciliary basal body; centrosome. NCBI's taxonomy places the organism in Eukaryota, Metazoa, Chordata, Mammalia, Chiroptera, Miniopteridae. Gene Ontology annotation, biological process: cilium organization.
CGAGGCGGCGCUCCGGCCAUGAUCGACUCGGGGAAGGUGCGCCGCGGCGGCGCGGCCGACUUCUUCUCGCACUACGAGUACCUGUGCGCCAUGCAGGACUCGGUGCCGCUGCCCGCCGUGCGCGCCUGCCUGCGGGAGGGCGUGCUGGACUUCAACGCCGACCGCCUGCGCGCGGCCGACUGGACUCCGCUCCUCAGCACCCUCAAGAUCAAUAAAGACCUGCCCCUGAUCUCUAUCAAGAGCUUCUUCCAGCCGUGGCUGGGCGAAACAGGUUCUGACAGAAGUAAAGUUUGCAGAAGUCGAGUUCCUGCAAUAAGAAGCAGAGAUGUGACCUUCCAGCUAUGUAAAGCUCUUAAAUGCUGUUUAAGUGCAUCAAAUGCUCUAAAGAACCUGGAGCUAAAUGGACUAGUUCUGAGAGAGAGAGAUUUAACUAUUUUAACAAAGGGAUUGAAUAAAUCAUCUACUUUGGUGCACCUGUCUCUUGCAAAUUGUCCAAUUGGAGAUGGAGGUUUAGAAAUUGUUUGUCAAGGUAUAAAGAACUCUAUCACUCUUAAGACAGUAAACUUCACGGGGUGUAAUCUGACAUGGCAGGGAGCAGAUCACAUGGCCAAGAUCUUAAAGUAUCAGACCAUGAGAAGACAUGAAGAAACCUGGGCCGAGAGUCUUCGUUAUAGGAGACCUGAUCUUGACUGUAUGGCUGGCUUGAGGCGCAUCACUUUGAAUUGCAACACGCUCAUUGGUGACUUCGGCGCAAGCGCUUUUGCAGAAUCUCUUACUGAGGAUUUAUGGCUUAGAGCACUUGACCUGCAACAGUGUGGCCUCACCAAUGAAGGCGCAAACACUUUACUAAAGGCCCUUGAAAACAAUAGAACUCUCGUCAUUCUGGAUAUAAGAAAAAAUCCACUUGUUGAUCAUUCUGUGAUGAAAGCAGUUAUCCAAAAAGUUCUCCAGAAUGGAAGGAGUGCCAAGUCAGAGUAUCAGUGGAUAACUUCUCCAUCAUUGAAGGAGCCAUUCAAAACUACUAAACAGAAAAAGAGAACUAUAAUUCUGGGAAGUGGUCGAAAAGGAAAAGCUACUAUUAGAAUUGGAUUGGCUACAAAGAAACCUGUAAAUAAUGGAAGAAAACACUGCCUUGGUAAAGACUGCUAUGCUCCUGAACCUUUGCCGCCUGGCGUGUCUGGUUUCCUGCCGUGGCGUACUGCAGAACGUGCAAAAAGGAACAGGGGUUUUCCGUUGAUCAAAACUCGUGAUGCAUAUAAUCAGUUACAGCAAUUAGAUUUUCCUGUGACUGUGACAGUAGAGAGUCCUUCCUCCUCAGAAAUUGAAGAGGUCGAUGAUUCUUCAGAAAGUGUUCAAGAAGAACCUGAGAAAACCAGUUUAAAACCAGAAGCGUUACAGGAAAAACUGGAGGAGUGCAUAAAGCAGUUAAAGGAGGAAAGAGGCAUAAGGCUUAAGGCUGACAAGCGAGUUCGUGAGCUUGAACAUGAAAAUGCCCAGUUAAGAAAUAUAAAUUUUUCUUUGUCUGAAGCCCUUCAUUCACACUCAUUGACAAGCAUGAUCCUGGAUGAUGAAGGUGUUUUGGGCAGCAUUGAGAAUUCUUUUCAGAAGUUCCAUGCUUUCUUGGAUCUCCUUAAAGAUGCUGGGCUUGGGCAGCUCGCCAGGACGGCUGGGAUAGAUCCGUCAGAUUUCCAUCUCCUGGGUCGUCCCCGGCUGCAUUCUACUCUUGCUAGUCCACCUAAGGAAGAAAAGGCACUUGAAGAAGAAAAACCAGAAUCGAAGCAGAAUGCCCUAGGACAAAUGCAAAAUAUCCAAGUUUCUAUUUGUAUGCAGUCAGCUUACAAUGAAGGAACACUAAUGAAGUUUCAGAAAAUUACAAGUGACACUAGAAUUCCUUUGCCUCUCGACUCACAAGUCCCAGUUUCUGUGCAGGAGGCGUUAGUAACUUCCAAAGACAACUUGGGAGUCGAAGUCACUGAGCGACGGCAGGAGUCUUUUGAAGAAUUCAUUGCUAGAACAUGUUCUCCUUCAGCUGAUAUGAUUUCUGGACCUGGAAAUCAAAGAAAAGAAGACGAGUUGUCUAGAAAUAGCAGAUCUUCAGAGAAAAUGGCCAAAACCUGUGAAUAUACUAAAAAACACUCUGCUAGGAAAAAACAUGGAAAGGACCUACAUUCCCGCUCUGACUCACCUGUGAACUGGAAAAGCAAAGGAAUAGAGCAGAAUAGUUUUAAUGAGCCAAUUAAAAGCGAGUCUUUGAAAAACCACAUUUCUGUCAAGAAAGACAGUAGAAUAGUGACUGUUUCAUCCAAGAGAACUAAAAGUAAACUCAAUCUGUUAGAACAUUCUGAAAGUGAUACUCUUGGAUCUGAUUUUGAAUUUCAAGAAAGCAUUCAUACUCUAUCACGCCUGACAUAGGUCUAAAUCUUUUGAAAUUAUGUUUUUGCCUUAAAAUUUAAUAAAUUUCUUAUGUUUUCAUUA